Molecule: messenger RNA, 2355 nt
Organism: Cyanidioschyzon merolae strain 10D
Lineage: Eukaryota; Rhodophyta; Bangiophyceae; Cyanidiales; Cyanidiaceae
Exons: 1
Coding region: 1-2355 (784 amino acids)
Biological process (GO): regulation of response to reactive oxygen species
Source: RefSeq, a predicted model, not a curated record
AUGGAGAACGGUGUCUUUUUUGUGUCGCCGAACUUCCUUGGUAAAUAUCCAGGGGGAUUCCGAAAAUGCUGUAGCAGCUCUGCAAAACGUAAGGAAUGCACUUCUUCAAUAAAGCUAAAGCGCCGGGUUUGGUGUUUAUCGUUGCAGUUUGAUGAGAGCAGUCCAACUGUUGGUCCGCUACAGGACAGGCGCUUCGAUGCGCGUACAGCAAGCCGCACGCUUAAGGUAACGCGAAAAAUAGCAGAGCUUGUGCGUGAACAGAGACGUACAGUGGAGUCUGCAUCGAAUCCUGAGCUUGUGGAAGAUGCAGCCGACACAGAGAUCAAUCUUUCUCUGCUGUUUGAAAGCGAUCGUGAGAGGGGUUCAGAUCCUGCGCGCGUGCUGGAAGCAUUCCGAAUGCUUUCCAAGCAGCCUAGCCGGCUUGCGAGACUGAAUGGUUCGCAGCCGGCUUCUGUAGAUAGCACUUUUCCGAAGUUCGACCAGCGCACUGAAGUGCCUGCAGCACAGCACGGACCAACUGUCGAUGCCAGAGGUUAUUUGUUGCUGCAACGCAGCCUUCCAGUUGAAUAUGAGUCGCCGAUGGGUUUUCAGAAAAAGCGUGGACUCUCUACAAGGCCGCUUGAAUGGACGCCGCAGCCUUUCCUUCGCUCGCUCGACAUUUGGGACUUUGCUGCUCAGUUUUGGUUGACAACACAGCUUGCGAAAUGGCGUUGGACCUACGGAAUAGUUGGAUCCCGAGAGGAACUCGAGGCGAAGCGAAAAGAGCGACGCCGAGCGAUCGCCGCCUGGGUGCGCGAGGAGCUGAUUCGGUUAGGACCGACUUUUAUUAAGGCAGGCCAGUUAUUCAGUGCACGCUCAGAUCUCUUCCCAGCGGAGGUGGUUGAUGAGCUCUCAAAAUUGCAGGAUAGCGUUCCACCAUUCCCGGCGGAAGUCGCGAAGAAAAUUAUCCUUACAGAGCUCGGGAUCAAGUCUGGAAACAUUGGAGAAAUAUUCUCCUACUUCGAGGACGAGCCAAUAGCAGCAGCUUCCCUGGGUCAGGUUCAUCUUGCUCGCUUGCGGUCGACUGGAGAAUACGUCGUUGUGAAAGUUCAGCGACGCCAGCUGCGAGAACUGUUUGAUAUUGAUCUGCGCUUGCUCAAGUCACUCGCGGAUUUUGCGCAACGAUCGUCUCAGCUCGGAGGUCCUACGAGAGAUUGGCCGGGAAUAUUUGAAGAGUGCAAAAAUGUAUUGUUACGCGAAAUCGACUACAUUGAAGAAGGUCGCUCUGCGGACCGUUUCAGAGAAAAUUUCAGAAAUAUUGAAUGGGUACGUGUUCCAAAAGUUUUUUGGGAGUACACAACGCAGCGCGUGCUCGUGCAGCAGUAUCUGCCCGGAAUCAAAAUUAGCAAUGUAGCGGAGUUCCAGGCCAUGGGCUAUAACCUCCCUCGAAUCGCAAAAAGGGUCGCAGAAGCAUAUCUCUUUCAAAUUCUCGGUAGCGGAUUCUUCCAUGCAGAUCCUCAUCCCGGAAAUUUGGCCGUUGCGCCCGGCGAGGUGCUGAUUUACUAUGAUUUCGGCAUGAUGGGUACAUUGCCCUCGAAUAUCAAGGAGCGCAUUGUCAUGCUCCUGGCGGCGGUUGUGGAUAAGGAUGCGGACACUGUGAUGAAGCUUCUGAUCGAACUGGGGGCGCUUGUUCCGCCCCGAGAUCCGACACCAGUUCGAAGAACUAUCCAGUUCUUUUUGAACUCCCUCGGGAGUCGCCCUGUGCGCAGCCAGACAGUGCAAGCGAUUGGUGAGGAUCUGUAUUCACUCGCAUACGACCGGCCGUUUCGUUUGCCGGCAACUUUCACUUUCGUGCUGCGAGCUUUCACAACGCUCGAGGGCCUUUGCAAAGCACUUGAUCCGGGCUUUGCUUUUGGACAAAUCGCCCAGCCAUAUGGUUUCGCUCUUCUGCGACGUCGCAGUCAGGCUCAGAGCCUCCGGCGCUGGCUGAAUGACAAGACAAUUCGCAACAUUGUGAGCCUCCCAAAUCGACUGGAGCAACUGGAAAAUUCGAUGCAAAGAAUUCAGAAUGGAGAUAUCGUCGUUCGCUCGCGAAACACAGAACUGGAGAGAUUAUUAAGAAGGCAGAGUGCCGCGAUGGAGACGAACCGGACGACAAUCAUUGCAGCAGCUCUGGCAGUCGGAGCUGCCACAGUGGAUACCAACAUAGCUCUGCCAUAUCUUGGAGAUAUCAACGUAUCCUUGAUUCUCGGCGCGCUAGCUGCCCUCUUUGCAGUGAACGCAACGCGAUCCUACAUAAGUCGGGUUCGACAGGAAGAGCGCUGGGAUCGCUUCUUGAGCGGUGAUUCUGGGUCGGAUAACAAUGCGCCCCAGUAA